AUGUUUCCAAUCCUCCUUCUUCCGUCAAGGCGCCGCUGCAGCGAUAGCGACAGCGACAACAAAGCAAGCCAUAGUCGUCCACCAAUACGUCUUCGUUGUCGAAGAAAAGAACUGCUGAAGUCUGAACCCGAGUGGGGGGCGAUCCGCUUAUUUAAGCUUCUUCUUGGGGCGGAGCUGGUUGGUGUGGCCGCACUUGCGCUUGCGGCAGUUGGUGGCACGAGGAGGGAGACGAGCGUAGCACUUGCGGCAAAUCAUCUUGUCGCAGUUGAACUUCGACGCCAACGCCUUGAGGGAUGGUUCAAUCAUCUUGACGGAUCUCGAAUGGGCUCCUCGUAA
Messenger RNA from Sordaria macrospora k-hell, 336 nucleotides. NCBI's taxonomy places the organism in Eukaryota, Fungi, Ascomycota, Sordariomycetes, Sordariales, Sordariaceae. The record is from RefSeq and is a predicted model, not a curated record.